AUGUUCCGCAACUCCGUUUCCCGACCGUUGCUUCGCGUCAACCAGACCCUCGUUGCUAGACGCUCGUUCUCCGCUGUUGCCGUCAGAAUGGCCGAAGGAGACACUGGCGCUCCUAGGCCCGGUGGUGUCCAGUCAAGUGACUCCUUUACCAAGCGCGAAGCUGCCUCGGAGAGCAUGUAUGUCAAGGAGAAGGAACUUGAGAAACUCAAGCAGCUUAAGGCGAAGCUGAAGGAGCAGAGACGCCACCUUGACGAGCUUGACAAGCACAUUGACGAACUUACCAAGGAACAAGGAGGCGAGAAGAACUAA
Messenger RNA from Talaromyces proteolyticus, 309 nucleotides. Its product is annotated as mitochondrial ATPase inhibitor, IATP-domain-containing protein. Gene Ontology annotation, biological process: negative regulation of ATP-dependent activity. The transcript has 4 exons. The record is from RefSeq and is a predicted model, not a curated record. Gene Ontology annotation, molecular function: ATPase inhibitor activity. The coding region runs from base 1 to 309 and encodes 102 amino acids. Gene Ontology annotation, cellular component: mitochondrion. Lineage: Eukaryota; Fungi; Ascomycota; Eurotiomycetes; Eurotiales; Trichocomaceae.